AAGUAUGGAGACAUGUGACUUUCCUGACUUUCCUGUCUAUAGUACUGAGGGACUGUACUGUCCGAUACCAGAAUAUACAUCGAAUUGGCUGGAGGUUGGUCUAAUCUCCUUGUGUUUACUUGUUUGGGUCUCAUUUUGCUGUUUGUGGUACUAUGAAGGACCAGUUCCCAGAUCGGCUUUUAUUGUUAGAUCAUUAGUACCUAUCUCAGUUAUCUACGAGUUAACUCUUUUAUGGAGCCAGAGCACAGGAAAUGAAGCACUCUAUCACUAUCAGUAUGUGGUUUACAUCGUGAUACCGCUCUCAUUGGUAAUGCUGCGUUUUAAUACUGAUAAGGAAACAAACUCUCUUUUGUUACCAUUGAUAAUCGGUUUGUUUGCAGAGGCUAUAUUCUAUACCCCCUUUGGUGCUUUUAGACAACGAGGAGGACAAUAUGGCAAGAUGUGGAGAUCAGGGUCUACUUUCUAUAGUUGUUGGUUACCACUAUGUUAUGCAAUACUUUAUGGAAACCUUACUUGUGUGGUUAUUGUGUUCCUACCUAUAAAAUUUACUCAAGAGAUACUUGAAGGGCUAAAUUUGAACUACCUCACUACCAGUAUUUCACCAGCCUUUUCUCUGUUACACAACAUCUUAAGAGGAUUUACUAAUUUCUUUGCUAUCCUUGGAUUGACCUAUAUUACCUUAUUGUGUCAUAUUGGGUCUGUGAUCUACUUUAGCUAUCAAGGCAACAGUGGAGGAAGAUUACCGGAAAAUACGUCACAUUAUAUUGAAGUUUCUGUUAUAUUCCUGAAUCUGGUAAUCUGGGGUAUGUGGUUGGUAUACAACUGUGAAGUAAAGCUUAAAAGAGCUGGAACACUGCUUUUAACUGAUGCAACUGCCAACUAUACCUCUACUGAACAAGUCACUGUUGAAAAUAUCGAGCAAGUGUUCAGAUUUAAUACACCAUAUAAUUAUGAACUGGCAGCCAUCAAACAUAUUAGUGUCUUCAGCUCACCAUUAACUGCUCCGUUUAAAAGUUCCGCACCAUAUGUUCGCAGUUUUAUGCAGCGACAAUAUCUACCUGUGGACUACCAUGCAUUUGUUGUGUUUGAAACAGAUGGAAUGUUUUGGGCUGUUGAUAAGAUGAAAGAUGGGAUAUUUGUGAGUUGGAGUAAAAAUCUCGAAUCUGCUGUAUUUUACUUCCAGGAUCAUCUUCGUCCAAAACCUAUCCACCUACUGGUUCAAGAUGCAUCAACUUCUUCACUUAUUGACAUGGUCCGCCGUUUAAAAAGCAAACUGGAUUCGAAUAAAUACGAUCUUGUGGACAGAAACUGCCAACAUUUUUCAAAAGAAGUCUUUGAUAAGUUUGCAAUUGAUAAAACAUGGGACUUUACUUCUCCAACUGAUUUGACAAGCCCUCUCAAACUGUUUAGCGACGGUGGAUAUCCUUUAUUCUUAUUUGUGUGGACCGUCUCUGUUUUGUGUGAGCUAUUUUUUCUAUACAGUGAUGAAAAAGAGGAGGACAAUAUGCAAAGAUGUGGAAAUCAGCUUCCACCUUUAACACAUUCUGGUUACCGAUUUGUUAUUUGAUGGUUUAUGGCAUUCCUAUCUUUACAUUUUCUGCGGUAUUGCCACUUAUUUUAAUAAGUACUGGCUUGUAUAUACACAAGAAUCUGGAUACACAAGAAACAUCUCUCUUAUCGCCUUCACUAAAUGUUAUUAAAUGGAUUUGUGAUAAGAGUCUUACAGUCUGUGACAAGAGUCUUACAAUCCCUUUUUAUGUACUAUAUUAUUUAGGUACAAUGCUGUACUUCAGUUUGCAAAACUAGAUCAAAGAUGUGAACUGUUGAAAACUGUUGGGAUUCCUUCCAUUUGCCAAUCUCUCUUUUACCUGUUACAGAUAUUAUGAUCUAUUAUGUAAAUGUAAAUGAGUAACAUCAGACUUCUUAUCUAACGAACAAUUAGUCGGAGGAUUCUAUCAUUCAAUGAUGUUUCCAGAUUAACUUUCAUACCAUAUCUAUUAGUCAAUUAACUCAUUUAUUAUAAAUUCAUUUGCUGUUGUUUUG
Bolinopsis microptera is the source of this 2043-nucleotide messenger RNA. RefSeq lists its product as uncharacterized. Gene Ontology annotation, molecular function: peptidase activity. The record is from RefSeq and is a predicted model, not a curated record. NCBI's taxonomy places the organism in Eukaryota, Metazoa, Ctenophora, Tentaculata, Lobata, Bolinopsidae. The transcript is spliced from 4 exons. Bases 5 to 1567 code for a protein of 520 amino acids.